Messenger RNA from Salvia miltiorrhiza (redroot sage), 2165 nucleotides. RefSeq names its product O-fucosyltransferase 20-like. Gene Ontology annotation, cellular component: cytoplasm. Lineage: Eukaryota; Viridiplantae; Streptophyta; Magnoliopsida; Lamiales; Lamiaceae. The record is from RefSeq and is a predicted model, not a curated record. The coding region runs from base 230 to 1837 and encodes 535 amino acids. The transcript has 5 exons.
AUCCAACAGGUUUUCGCGUUCCCGCCGCCACCACUUUCCUCACUCUGCCAACCUUUUCUUUCUUUUUUAUUGGGACUUCGCUUUUCUCUUUCUCUGUCAACUUAAAACAUUUCCUAGAAAGCUCAACAAAAAUCCUCAACACUAAUAAAUCACUAAUUACAGUCACAUCUAAAACUGUUCCAACCAUUUUCUCCUCCUAAAAUCCACACGUUUCUUCAUCAACUCUGCAAUGGCGGUGUCCAAGAGCAACAAGAAGAGCUACAUUUCCGUUCCCUCGCAGAUCAUCAACUCCAUCUCGCAGUCAUCGCUCGAUUCUUUGCUGCAGCCCCCCAAAAAGAAGCAGCAAACUUCAUGUUCAAAGCUUAGGGUUUUCCUCAAGAGCUCAAGAUUCUUCAUUUUCCUCAUCUGUCUGCUGGGCUUCCUCUGGAUGUUGAAGAUGCUGUUCAACUUCGACGCCUCGAUGCCCUUUUCGCAGUUUCCUUGUUCUGUAUCUCAAGAGAGUGAAGCGGCAAUCACAAACGGCGUUUCGAUUUCUGAGUUAGAAAAUGGUGAUGAGAGUGAGUUCUGGAAGCAGCCUGACGGAAUGGGGUACAGGCCUUGUUUGGAUUUCAGCGGCAGAUAUCGAAGAGAAAGCGGCGAGAUUGUCAAGGACAGGACAAAGUAUUUGAUGGUGGUGGUUGCUGGAGGCAUGAAUCAGCAGAGGAAUCAGAUUAUUGAUGCUGUUGUCAUCUCAAGGAUUCUUGGUGCAGCUUUGGUUGUGCCCAUUUUACAAAAGAAUGUUAUUUGGGCUGACGAAAGUGAGUUUGGUGAUAUAUUCGAUUUGGAUCAUUUCAAGAGUGUUUUGGCGAAUGAUGUGAGAAUAGUUUCAUCUCUUCCGUCGACACAUUUGAUGACGAGGCCGGUCGAGGAGAAGAGGACUCCCCUUCAUGCAUCGCCUGAUUGGAUUCGCUCUCAUUAUCAUAAAAAGCUUAGAAGGGAAGGUGUGUUACUUCUACGCGGCCUGGAUUCGAGGCUCUCUAAGGAUCUUCCUUCCGAUCUCCAAAAGCUUCGUUGCAAGGUGGCUUUUAAUGCUUUGCGGUUCUCCCCUCGUAUCAUGGAACUUGGUAACAAACUUACAGAGAGAAUGAGAAGCAAGGGACCUUAUCUUGCUCUUCAUUUGAGAAUGGAGAAGGAUGUGUGGGUGAGGACUGGCUGUCUUCCUGGCCUAACUCAUGACUACGAUGAGAUGAUAAACAAUGAACGAAAGGCACGCCCCGAGCUCUUGACUUCAAGAUCAAACAUGACCUAUCAUGACAGGAAACUCGCAGGCCUCUGCCCCUUGAACGCUUUGGAAGUUGCUAGGUUGCUUAAAGCUCUGGGAGCCCCCAAGAGCACGAGAAUCUACUGGGCAGGAGGCGUUCCGUUGGGUGGAAAAGAAGCCCUGCUGCCACUCACCUCAGAGUUUCCUUAUUUCUACAACAAGGAAGACCUUGCAUUGGCCGGUGAACUCGAGCCGAUAGCAAACAAGCCCUCCCUUCUGGCAGCUGUGGACGACAUAGUCUCUGAGAAUAGUGAUGUGUUCAUGGCCUCGCAUGGUGGGAAUAUGGGGCAUGCUAUUCAGGGGCAUAGAGCCUAUGCAGGGCACAAGAAGACUAUUAUCCCUAACAAAAGACAGAUGAUACCAUACUUCUUGAACCCUUCGCUUCCCGAAUCCGAGUUCAAUAGAGUGAUUCUUGACUUGCACCAGGAUUCCAUGGGACAGCCGGAGCUCAGGACCAGCAAAUCUGGGAGGGAUGUCACUAAGUACCCGAUCCCAGAGUGCAUGUGCAAUGGCACGACGUCGCGCUCCGCUGUCUAAAUUCUCUAGGAAUCUCACUCGUCACUACACGAGUUCUUGCAUCCCAUUUGAUCAUAGCAGUUAUGAUCUUCAUCUCUGUGCCAACUUGCCAAGCAAUCUUGUAGGCUGGCAUCGAUGUCUCUGAAGCUUAAAAAUGCAGCUAGGGAAGCUUUUCAGGAAAGAAGUAGUGAGAAAUUGCACAGAAGAUGAAGUGUUUAAGUAGAGAGGUGUACAAAUUGUAUCCUACAUUUCUACCCCAUUCAAUUUAUUUAUUCAUUCUUUGUUGUACCUAGAAGCAACAAUCAUCUAUACAUGUACAGAUGGAAAUGAAAUUUUUGGUUACGUUUUA